AAUUUGGAAUCCUCCUGCCUCGGCCUCCCCGUGUGCUCAGGUUACAGGACUGUACCACCAUGGCUGGCUUCAAAGGGGUUCUUUAGCGCAGGUCUUUUCCUUAAGAACUGCUCGUGGAACAAGGGUUACACUUCAGUGACAGAAGACAUAUUUAGGGUGCAAGGCCUCUGAGUUUGUUUUGGUCACAAAAACAAAAACUUAGCUUGUGGCAAAGUCUAACUAAAAGCCAGCUCUCACACUUGCCGUGAGAGGACUGCCGAGUAAGGCAUACCUGAAGCAGCGCAGGCCUGAGCAGCUUCCUGGGCUCAGAAUGAGGACAGCUCAGCUGUCACAGCCACUAACAGGUGGUGUAAGACAAUAGCUCCGGACUCCACUUGCGUCCCACACCCUCCAGCCGCCAAGUGUCCAGCCAGACAGCGCCAGGGAGUCACACAGGCUGCCACGCUGCUCCGGAUCCCCACCAGCACCCACAACCCAUGGAGCCCCAGCCUUUCCUCCUGCUCUUGGGCCUCUGCUCCGCUGGCCUUGUCCUGGGAUCCGAACACGAGACCCGCCUGGUGGCAAAGCUGUUUCACAACUACAGCAGCGUGGUGCGGCCAGUGGAGGACUAUCGUCACGUGGUGGAGGUCACUGUGGGCCUGCAGCUCAUCCAGCUCAUCAAUGUGGAUGAAGUAAAUCAAAUUGUCACAACCAACGUUCGUCUGAAACAGCAAUGGGUGGAUUGCAACCUAAAAUGGAAUCCAGAUGACUAUGGUGGUGUGAAAAAAAUCCACGUUCCCUCAGAAAAGGUCUGGCGGCCAGACUUUGUUCUGUACAACAACGCAGAUGGUGACUUUGCCAUCGUCAAGUUCACCAAGGUUCUCCUGGAUUACACGGGCCACAUCACGUGGACACCUCCAGCCAUCUUUAAAAGCUACUGUGAGAUCAUCGUGACCCACUUCCCUUUUGAUGAGCAGAACUGCAGCAUGAAGCUGGGCACAUGGACCUACGACGGCUCUGUGGUGGCCAUCUAUCCGGAAAGUGACCAGCCGGACCUGAGCAACUUCAUGGAGAGUGGGGAGUGGGUGAUCAAGGAGGCCCGCGGCUGGAAGCACUGGGUGUUCUACACCUGCUGUCCCACCACCCCCUACCUGGACAUCACCUACCACUUUGUCAUGCAGCGCCUGCCCCUCUACUUCAUAGUCAACGUCAUCAUCCCCUGCCUGCUCUUUUCCUUCUUAACCAGCCUGGUGUUCUACCUGCCCACAGACUCAGGGGAGAAGAUGACCCUGAGCAUCUCUGUCUUAUUGUCCUUAACUGUGUUCCUUCUGGUCAUCGUGGAGUUGAUCCCUUCCACCUCCAGUGCUGUGCCCCUGAUUGGGAAGUACAUGCUGUUCACCAUGGUGUUUGUCAUAGCGUCCAUCAUCAUCACGGUCGUUGUCAUCAACACCCACCACCGCUCCCCCAGCACCCACAUCAUGCCCGAGUGGGUGCGGAAGGUUUUUAUCUACACGAUCCCAAAUAUAAUGUUUUUCUCCACCAUGAAAAGACCGUCUAGAGACAAACAAGAAAAAAAGAUUUUCACGGAAGACAUUGAUAUUUCUGACAUUUCUGGGAAGCCAGGACCCCCUCCCAUGGGGUUCUACUCCCCCCUGAUCAAACACCCGGAGGUGAAAAGUGCCAUCGAAGGCGUCAAAUACAUCGCAGAGACCAUGAAGUCAGACCAGGAGUCCAAUAAUGCGGCCGAGGAGUGGAAGUACGUGGCCAUGGUGAUGGAUCACAUUCUCCUCGGGGUCUUCAUGCUGGUCUGCCUCAUCGGAACCCUGGCUGUGUUCGCAGGCCGCCUCAUUGAAUUAAAUCAGCAAGGAUGAGCAGGAGGCCUGGGAUCAACCGGAGCAGACCAAGGCAGGAAGGCGGGAGGAUCGGCCUGCUUCAUCCGCUCCCCCUUAGCAAACUUGUUUUCCUGUGCUUAGGGAUGCUGGUGAUCCGUGCUUUCGCGUUUUCCUUCCACCCUGCUGUGUCUCCCUGGAGAGUCAGGGUUCGCUAGGGAAGCCCACCUCCCAGGCCCCAAAAGGUAAAGCACUUGUCCUGGGGAGAGAAGAAACAGAAGGAAGUGAAGUAACUUCAGACAGGACACCAACAUACAAACAGCACCAGAAGCCCAUGUUUAAAGGAAGUCUCUAGAACUAGGAAGUAGGAAAAGUUUACUCAGGUGUUUUUUGUUGUUGUUUUUUGGUUUGUUUUGGUUUGUUUUUGAGAUGCUGAGGAUUGAAUCCAGGUCCUGGAGAGGGAUAAGGAUGUACCAUAUUGCUGCUGUGCACCUUUAAUAGGGCACCUGAUUGGAUUCUUGGGGGGCGUAACACUGAGUUUGAGCAUUAGGCACUAUGGAAUCAUCUCCCCCAUAGGGUUUUAUUUCACCCAUCCCAUAAUGUCCUUAUUUUAAGAACAAGGAAACUGAAUCCCAGAGAGGUUAAGUGCUUUGGGUCAAGCUAGAAGCAGAGCUGGGCUUGGAAGCAGACCUCAAGACUCCAACUGACUCCAGUCCUCUCACUUGCUCCUGGUCACCCCAGCGUGAGGAGGUUGCUCCGGGUCUCUGGCCUGCUUUCUGAGGGCCUCUGGCUUGGAGCCAGCCAUCAUUCUCCCUCCCAGUUAAGCCUCCUGCCUUCUGUUCUCCAUCCUUCCACCAACCAGUGUGGGGUUUGAGUCCAAUAAACGAAACCAGAAAACACAUGCAUGUCAUCACCAUUUCCAAAAUUCUGAAGAAAUAAGAGUUGAAAUUAUUUAUUUUAUCCAUUGUAAACCUUGAACUGCAACAUAGUUUAACCCCAAAAUGAGAGACUGUGUGGGUUGGGGCUCAGAAAUGCCUCCAAAUUGCCAGAACACACCUGACCUGGGUCAGCUCCGGGGCACAGCAGUAAGUGGUGCAGGUGCUGUCAGUGCACCUGUGGGGUUUUGCACUCUCCAAACACACCUGUAGCACAGCUGAUGCCAUCAU
Messenger RNA from Octodon degus (degu), 2974 nucleotides. RefSeq names its product cholinergic receptor nicotinic alpha 1 subunit (gene Chrna1). The record is from RefSeq and is a predicted model, not a curated record. Gene Ontology annotation, cellular component: postsynaptic membrane; synapse; neuron projection. Gene Ontology annotation, molecular function: transmembrane signaling receptor activity; acetylcholine-gated monoatomic cation-selective channel activity. Gene Ontology annotation, biological process: signal transduction; nervous system process; monoatomic ion transmembrane transport. NCBI's taxonomy places the organism in Eukaryota, Metazoa, Chordata, Mammalia, Rodentia, Octodontidae. The transcript is spliced from 9 exons. The coding region runs from base 477 to 1850 and encodes 457 amino acids.